Molecule: messenger RNA, 1566 nt
Organism: Anopheles maculipalpis
Lineage: Eukaryota; Metazoa; Arthropoda; Insecta; Diptera; Culicidae
Gene: Ets97D
Product: DNA-binding protein Ets97D
Exons: 3
Coding region: 1-1566 (521 amino acids)
Biological process (GO): cell differentiation; regulation of transcription by RNA polymerase II
Cellular component (GO): nucleus
Molecular function (GO): DNA-binding transcription factor activity, RNA polymerase II-specific; sequence-specific DNA binding
Source: RefSeq, a predicted model, not a curated record
AUGGAUCCGCUCAACAUAAAGCUGGAAGUGCCGGACCUUCCACUCUCGCUCGGCGACGAUGGACUGAUGAUGUCCAGCGCCGAUUUCCUCCCAACCGAAAAUGACCUGUUUCUCGGUGACGAUGACGACGACGUGAUCGUGGUGCACAUGGAUUUGCGUGAAAAUCUGUCCACCCUACGGGGACUGGUCGAGCGGCGCAUCGGGCUUUCGCUGAAGCACUACGAGUUUUGGCUGCAGGGUUCCACCAUGCUCGAAUCCCACAAAAACCUGGUCGACCAGUGCGUGCAGGGCGAAGGGUUGGUGCAGAUCAAUGUGCAGGUACAACCGAACAAACGGCGCAUCAACAUAGCGGAUGUGUUGAAACCGACGGACGAGGUACUGGAAUCGUACCAGCGUGAAAUUGAGCAUGCAGCCAAGGAAGCGGAAGCGGCUGCAGCAGCCAAACGUGCCGCGGAGGAAGAGGCAGCCGCAGCCGAAGCAAUUGCAGCAGCGGAAGCAGAAGCAGAACAAGCCAAACGGGCCGCCGUGGACAAUUCGAACAGAACCGAUUGCGAUACACCUUCCAAGGUGGCGAAUGAAUCCCAAGAGACGGCUAUUGCUGUUGCGGCCAUCAUCGAUUCGGUCAGUGCAGAGGAACGUGAAAAGGAGCGCGAAAAAGAGCGCCGGAACGAUAGGGAAAAGGGUGGAAAGUUAAUACCGGCGGUCAAGGAAGAAGUGCACGGUUUCGCGGACAAUUCGCUGGACGACUGUGACGAAUCGGAUGGAGAGGCAGGCGAUGAACCGUUGGCAGCGUUGCCGUGGGUGUACGACAGUGCGUUCAAGCGUGACCAGCAACGGUUGAACAUUCCGGACGAUCCAUCGGAAUGGACGAUGGCGCAGGUGAAGCACUGGAUCCAGUGGGCAGUUCGGACGUUUAACCUGAACGGCAUUAAGCUACAGGAUUGGAGCAUUACUGGCAAGGAGCUGUGCGAUUUGGAUGCGGACGAUUUUAAGCUGAAAGCACCGAACGAUCCGGGCGGUUUGUUUUGGAUGCAUUUGGAGUUGCUAAGACGGCAUAAGAUUGUGGCCACCCUGCAAAAACCGACCGAAGGUGAACAGCUGGUUGAGAUGACCAUUCGGCGGAAAAUUCCCAAAGUCAACAUUGGCAGCAAAAACGACGAAUUUAGCUACUGUGGCAAUCGAACAGGGAACAAUGGGCAGAUUCAGCUGUGGCAGUUUUUGCUGGAAAUUCUCACCGACCGUGAACAUCGUGCCAUUAUUCAGUGGAUGGGAACCGAAGGAGAGUUCAAACUUUGCAAUCCGGAACUGGUCGCACAGCUGUGGGGCGAGCGCAAGAACAAACCGACGAUGAACUACGAGAAGCUGUCACGCGCUUUGCGCUACUAUUACGACGGGGACAUGAUUUCGAAGGUGCACGGGAAGCGCUUUGUGUACAAGUUCGUGUGCGAUCUGCGCGAGCUGCUGGGUUACGAUGCGUCCGAGCUGUCGGCCCUGGUCAACGAGGGAUCUCCGGUUAAUGCAGACACGCAGUACGACAGCCAGAAUUAUGAUGCUGAUUUCGAUUGA